Molecule: messenger RNA, 3819 nt
Organism: Chondrus crispus (carragheen)
Lineage: Eukaryota; Rhodophyta; Florideophyceae; Gigartinales; Gigartinaceae
Product: Sel1-repeat containing protein
Exons: 1
Coding region: 1-3819 (1272 amino acids)
Biological process (GO): signal transduction
Molecular function (GO): protein binding
Source: RefSeq, a predicted model, not a curated record
AUGGGCCUAAACGGGAACAAGGAUUUGGAAGACAUCAAGUUGGAUGACGGGGAAAAUGAAUCUGAGGAUAUCCGGGAAAACGGUUCUGGAUUGCAAUUUAGCAUGUCGCGUACGAAAAACCGUAUUGAAAAGAGAAAUGGGCUCGCUCUUUUGUUGGUUGGCGAAUCGGAGUACCAGAGAGAUUCCCCUAAACCCACCGUUUUCUACCAAAAGGCUGCACAGCUUUCCAACGCCAGGGAAUUGUAUACCUUGGCUGUAUCUCUACAGCGAGGUACGAAUGAGCAGCCGAGGAACGUACCUGAUGCCGUUCCUUUGUAUCGACAGGCGAUAGAGUUGGGGCUUGCAGCUGCAGCAAAUGACUUAGCAGUCGUGUUUGAAAGGGGUGAAGGUGGGGUUCCGCCCGACAUGGCAGAGGCCGUUGUGCUAUACGAACGGGCAGCUAAAAUGGGUCACACCCUUGCAAUGAAAAAUUUGGCAAGAUUAUUUUUCUGUGGUGCCGCCGUUACGAAGGAUGAAGCAGCGGCCUACGACUGGUACCUCAAAGCUGCAAACAAGGGAGAUAGCGAAGCCAUGAACAAUGUAGCUAUACUUUUGCUGAACAGAGAUGAAGGAACCUCAGAAACGCUAUCGGACGCCCUUGGAUGGUAUAAAAAGGCUGUAGAUCACGGAAAUGCCACCGCUAUGUUCAAUCUUGGGGCCUCGUAUCGUGAUGGAUCGGGUGUCAAGGAGAACUUGGAAGAAGCCGUUAAACUAUUUCGACAAGGGGCGGCUGCAGGUGAAGUGAACGCCAUGUGUGCACUGGCGAUAUUGAUGGAACAUGGAUCGGGGACCCGAAGAGAUGUUCCUGGUGCAGUCAAUCUGCUUGAACGAGCGGCGCAGACUGACCCGUCAAAUUUUUUGGUCAAAACAUCGCUAGCGAGACUACUGCUUUCCGACGAAGGUGUCAUCCGGCGGCAACCAGAAAAAGCAGCAGAACUUUUAGAGGAAUGUUUACGGCUCUCCCCCACUUUUGGGUACGCUCUACAUGAACUGGCCGUAUACCAUUCCCUUGGAAAGGAUGUCCCCGUAGAUAAGGCUAAAGCCGAGAAACUGUUCUCAAAGGCGGCUUCUCAGUCUUCCUUCGAGGCCGUACAAAUAUAUCAAUCAGAGAGGCUUGUGAUUGAUGCCGGCGAGUACUAUCCUAGUAUUAUCAAAAAUAUUCUUUCGGUGAGUGUUGCAAAACCGAGGACAUGUCUUCUGCUCACGCUGGGGGGUGGUUGUCGAGGUAAAACAUCAACAGUAAACAGCCUUCGGGGGAUGCAUUUCGAAGAGACGCAUAUUCCAACAGAGAUGGCAGCGAUCAACAAGUUUGUGCUUGAACCCGGCGUACGUGGGUUGACGGAAGAUAUCAUCCUGGAGUACGACUUCAAUGAAAACUCUCUCCGAGCCACUGCAUCGCGGCUCCAUAAGGAAAUUGUCUCGCAGUCUGAGAUGCGUGAGCGAGCACAAAAUCAUUCGGAUGAAGCUGCGCGAUCAAUUGUUCCGAAUUUUGGGACAUCGGAUGCUUCCAUCUUUAAAGCAAGCACGGGAAGACACGCGGACGUCAUAGAGAGAGUUCGCAGAUCACUCAUGCUAGCCGGAAUCCCAACCGGUUUCAAAGGGAGCGUUGUGCAGGUUUGGGACAUGGCGGGGCAAUCAAGGUAUGAAAUGGCACACUCAUUGGUUAUAGCCAGAGGCAGCAUUCUUCUCUUCGUGACUGAUUUAACAAGGGUUGCUGAGCAAGAGACAAGGAAGGAUGAGGUUGGCCUGCUUUGCUACUGGAUGCAACUUGCUCAUUUCCUCGUUCCUGAUCCAAGUCGCAUACGUGUGCUUGUAGUAGGAACGAGAAAGGCUCAAUGUGAUGAGAAACAGACACUGAAAAUCUUGAAGGAAUGCCUAGAGAAACAACUCGCUUCAAAGGUAUACGAUUCAUGGAUCAGGAGGCGGCAAGAAGGCAGUGUCUUUGUGAGUGCCUCAAAGUUCAUUGCCAUUGAGAAUAGCCAAUCAUCAGCGGACGCAAAGGUUAGUGGUUUGGACGAAUUGGAAAGAGCAGUGCAGGAAGCGGGCGAUGAAGUUGUGGCGGCGAGGGAUGCCGUUCCAUUGCGCUGGCUUGCUUUUGUGGACAAGCUAGAGCGCGAACACCAAAAGCGAAACUGUUUGCAUUUUGAGAGAACACACGUUUUAGCAAUUGGCGAAGGAUUCCCUGGAUUUGUUGAGGAUGGCGAAGAAAGGGAGCAAGAUAUUCUAGAGGGCUUGAGGUGUUAUGCGUCUAUGGGUAGGUUAGUCCUGUUUGAGCUUGACAAACAAGAGUGGUACGUGUUCGUAGAUGUUCAGAUGAUUACCAACGUUUUGGGCAAACUAACGGCUCCUGAAGAACGGCUUCGAGAUCUAUUAAGCCAGGAAGAUAUUCAGGGGUUGGCUGAUGGGCGGAUAUCGCAACCUGCGUUAUUUUCUUUAUGGGGCGACUAUAGUGAAGAAGAAGACAAGAGGCUUAUGCUUAAGAUUCUGUGUCGUUUCGAUUUGCUGCUGCUACUGACCGGGAAUGAUGAUUCAAUUGUGAAAGGUGAUGCUACGAUUGGCAUACCGGCGAUGAUGAAGAGCGGGUGGGAAGAUUUUCGUUGGGGUCACCGAGCUGGCGAAAAAGACCUGGAAGUUGUAACAGUUUUUGAAGAGGAGGGUAUUCCAAACGGACUAAUCAGCUUCCUCAUAAGCCAUAUUCAUCGAAAACACGUAGCAGAGGGGAAUCGGAAGACCGGAAUUGCCGGUGCAUCGUUGAGGGUACGAGCAGAUGCUUUUCUAAUCAGGGCAAGAGACGGGAGCAGAGUUUUUCUCGGCUUUAAAGCGGCUGAGCGAAAGCUUGUCUGGAAAUUCCGGGGCCUCACUCCGGUGAUUCUUGCAAAGGAAUUUAUUGGCGGUAUAGAAAAGUUGGAAAACAGUGCUGCAUUUCUUAUGAACGCGCCACACAAACAUGUUGUGGCUCUGGACUGUGUUAAGUCUCUGGGAGGGUGUGAUACGCCAGGAGCUGUUGAGAUCGAAUUGACGAAGCAGUGGCUUCUUAGAAAAGGGGAAAUUUCGUUACCAUUACCCCAACUGCCCUGUGGCAGUUGUCUUACAUCUAUGCCUCUUGAGGUUGUGUCCAUGUCGCUAUGGCCGAAAGAUAGUGCCUCGCCAGAUGCUGCGGGAAUGCAGCGGGUGAUGCCGGAGGGCAGGUUUGAUGUGUUUCUGAGCCAUGCAAGCCCUGAUAAAUUGGCUUUGGCGCAACCCCUUUAUCAGAGCUUGACCUGGCAACGCGUGCGCGCGUUUCUAGAUAUGGAAGUUUUGCAAAUUCUGGAUAACACUGCUCCGGAAGAAAUGGAUCGUGCCAUGCGAGAAGCUCCUGUUGGUGUGUUCAUUCUUUCUCCGGAGUUUGUAGCUCGACCAUGGCCCAUGAAAGAACUGCAGUGUUUCCUUAAGCGAGACAGAGUUUGUAGGUUAGAGGGUGGGGCCAGGCCGGUGAUUUUGCCAAUAUUCUAUCGAUUGACAUUGAAGGAUUGCAGCGAGUGCGAUACCCUCAUUUUCGGGGAGGGCAGUCGUCACCACGAUACACUUGUGAGUGCCGGGUUUUUUGAGCAAGACCAUCAGAAUGUUCUUUCCACUGAGGAUGCGAUUUGGAUGCUGAAGGAAGUGAAAAAUCAUUCUGGUGUGGAAGUGUCGCGAGUGAGUGGCGGGGAAGACUUGUCAAGUGCUGGGGUCAUGACUGAAAUAGUGCGCCGGGUUGUUGACUAUAUGCGACUUAAAGGGCUUUUGCCUACAGCGUCGUAA